Messenger RNA from Penicillium cataractarum, 2019 nucleotides. RefSeq lists its product as uncharacterized. The transcript has a single exon. The coding region runs from base 1 to 2019 and encodes 672 amino acids. NCBI's taxonomy places the organism in Eukaryota, Fungi, Ascomycota, Eurotiomycetes, Eurotiales, Aspergillaceae. The record is from RefSeq and is a predicted model, not a curated record.
AUGGCUCAGCGUCAGCUUUCGCAGACGCUGCCCAAGAACUUCACCUUCCCGUCGCUCAGUACCGAUGAGCCCAAGACCCCCGAACGCGAGUCCGCCCAGAUCGAAGUCCCACCUCCGCCGCGCCAUUCCUUCUCCAGUUGCCGUUUGCCUCGCGUGCGCGUCCGCUCCGGCACUGAUGUCUGCGAGCGCAUCAACUUGGACCUUUUCCGAUUCCAAGGUUCGCUCUCAUCACAGGAUGUCCCCGUGCCUUCUAUCGAGUACCCGCAAGGAAGCUCGCCCUCGGGCGCGACUUACUCCGACGACCUUGCAAAUGACGAUCGCUUCCUCGCGCCUCCUCGCCAGCGCUUGAUCUUCAAGACUCCCCCGGCCCAGGUUCGCGGCAUGCCUUUCGAUGGCAGCGACUCGGAGCAGAUGUGGCCUUCGUGGGAUGAGACUCCAGGUCUGGCGCGGAAUAUUAAGCGCCCGGGAACCGCCUGCUCUGAUUCCUCCUGCGAGUCCGUCGAGACUUAUGCCUCGCGCCCUUCCGUAGGAGGUAGCUGCACGAGUGUGGAGAGCGAUUCCUUCGACCACGCCUUUGUGCUCGAAAUCGCCAAGGAGCCUGGGACCGAGUCUCCCACUCUUCCUGAAAGACAGCAGGUCCAACGACCCUUGGUCAAGGACAAACUCUGGACUCGCGAGAUGGAUAAUCACCUGUGGAACACGUAUCAAAUGUACCUGCAAGACCCGACCAUCACCCCGUUCAAGCAGACCCCCGGCAGUAUUCCGCCAUUGGGCGUCACGGCCAGAGUUGCGCGUCGCGCGAAGCGCACCUGGGACAGCAGCAGACGAUUGUCCUUUGCGCCCACUCUCCCGACUCAAUCGAAUGAUCGCAGUGGCAGUUCCACUCCUCGCGCGCGGGAAUCCUCCGUGCAUCAUCCCGCGUGGCCCCGGUCGGAUGCAAAGACCCGUUGUCGACUCAAGCAUUUGUGCCGCCGCAAGUUCUCCAUUUCGCCUUACUACCACCGCAUCAUGCAGUCCCGUAGCCCGGAGCCCAUGGCCGACACGCUUGGUGUGCCUGCCGAGUCGCAUGUCCGUGACUUUGCCGGCAACACGAAUGCCUAUGCCACUCGCGAUCUGGGUGUCUCCCUUGUCUCGACCGAGCACUCGAACGUUCUGGCUCAGCUCGCCAAGGAGCCGGUACCGGGAGACUCGGGAUCAAGCUGGUUCAACAACGCCAUUGUGCCCGAAGCCUCGCCUGCUCUUCCGGCACCUCAACCUCCCACUCAGCUCUAUCAAUUCCCCGCAAUUGAUCCUCAUAAUGUGCCCCCUCGCUUGGGGUCACCUUUCGUUUACAGCACAUGGGGACCCGGGGGUUCUCGCCGCCAUGCCACGGAUGUUCCCCAGUCAGCCCGACGCGAGACUAUUCAUGUUCCUAACCGCCGUUUGCGUCGGGCCACCCAUCUGGAGACUACUCCGCGAGAUACGGAUGACGUAUUCACGAGCGAUGUGCAUGCCGAGAAGGAUGCCGAGGACGAAGAUGUUCAGACUCGCUUGGAGCAUUUCCUGCGUGAGAACAAGUUCCAAAGCAUUGGCAAGGGCCGGGUUCGCCUUCGUAACCGCGGUGCCACUACCUCUGGCGCCGUUGCACCUCGGGAUGUUGACCAGCUCUUUUCACCUCCUUCCUCUCUCAACUCCUCCCAAGCCGAAGGUGAGGAGACCACGCCCACCACCAAACCUCCCAUCAACCACUUCUUGAGCCUCGGCGGUGAGAACAUCAAGCGACUGGGUUCUCCCUUCAAGGUCGAGUCCGCUUUCAAGCGUCGAGAUGGACCUGGGCGGUUCAUCAGACAUGCACCCUCGCUGUCAGAACCAUUUCCCAAUGGCACUAUCACGCCGUACGCCGAGACGUCGACCAACCCGACUCCCUUCCAGGAGCAGAAGACCGCAGUACCGGUGCUGCGGAACCCCUUCGAGGAGGGCCUGUCGGAUGCCGAGCGCAUUCGCCGGCAGAUCCAGAACAUGUCCUCCCUGCGCCAGUAA